AGGGCCAGAAAAUGUUAGAUUUUGUAAUGGCGAUGCAGCUCUCUCAGUUAGUCAAGAUUGCUUUACAUGACUUGAUUCUUUUUGUGUGUUUUCUUCUUCCAUCAGCACCGAUGUCUAGCUCAGGACAUGAAAUAAUCAUCCCUUGAACAAGCUUGUCGUGUCCCCCACAGCAAGAUUGUCUGCGACAGCAAACAAAGAACAUGUUAUUUGAUAACAUGCUUAGAUAGAUGAUUCUUUACUUCCAUGUGUUUGUAUGGUUAUCACGCACAAAUGGUGAAAACAGGGCAAAAAAAACGGAGCAGGUCUACUCUCCUUUGUAUGUCUCUUUCACCGUGUACCAUGAAUUGGCUCUUGAAGACAGUUAGAAAUUAGACUUUCAAAUGAGGCAUUAAACAAGGUGAUGAUCAACUGCCAAACCUUAAGUAAUGAUAUUCUCCAUCCUCAAGUCCCCAGCCUUGCAUAACCAAAUGCACAAAUCACAGAAAAAAGAACUGAAAAUACAUUAUUAUUACAUAUUGUGUUCACACGUCAGUCCCCGGGGACCAGGGGGGGACAUCACCGACAGAUAAGCAUGUUUGGGUGGCCCCUACCAUCAGCUGGGGAAGGGCUACGCUUGGAUCUUGAGAGAAAGGGUGGGGGUCCCCUCAUGGGUAUCACUUAUUUUAAAUCCUGAACCACACCAUCCCACCCCCCUCUUUUGCCCCUCUCGCCCCAGGCUCCACCCAGAAGUGUGGUUGCCUUUGUCAUUGUAAUCUGGCCCUGUUUGCUAAACGCUUCCACUGUUUACUCUCUGCUAUAGGGGCUUGUAUGAACAGGAGUCAGCAGGACGCAGGGUGACAUCACUUUGGCUGGGGGGGUGUUUGAAAAGCUGCAUUUGUGAUUUCUCGGGGCCCCCUUUCUUCCUUUAUUCUUCCCUGUCUCUAUCCAGGCCUGUCGAACGCAUGAGCUAACUCAGGAGGCUAACAUGGCCUACAGGGAGGAAUUACACCUAAUUACUUGAAUAACUGCUAGGCAGCAGCCUCCCAUAGUCACCAAAAAUCAUUUCCAGGUCUCUGCCUUUUACUGAUAGGCAGACUUCUGGUGACAGAAAAAAAACCUCGGACAAAGCUUUUACAUUCAAAUGGUCCAGGAGAAAUGAAACAGACUGACAGGUACAAACAUUAAAAAGGGGAGAAAUCAAAUUAACAGACAAGGAUUUCAUAUCAUCUAUUUUUGUUGUUGCCGUAGCGAUAAAGUCGCAGACAUUGAAACUGGUCUGUUGAGCCAUUGUUAUCAUCCCUGGCCAUCUGCUGCUGAGGAGUGACAUUCCCUCUCAUUUGCAUGAUGAGUGAUGUAUGAGGAGCUUGGGAGGGCAUAUGCCCCGGUCUUAUGACAAAGCAAGUGAAAGUUAAAAAAAAAAAAAAAAAAAAAAAAAAAAAAAAAAAAAAAAAAAAAAGAUAGAAUAAGGAUCGAUAUAUGGAAAAAGGCUUGAUGGGGGGAGGUUUAAAAAAAAAGAGAGAGAGGAAAAAAAAAGGAAUAAAUCACCUGUGAGUGCAUAUGUGUGUACACGUGUGUGUUCGCUUGCAUAUAUGUUGCAUUUUCACCCAGCGCACACAAAUCUGUGGUGUCUGUGCAUGUGUCUGUGCGAGUGUACGCGCGCAUGAGUAGAGGCUAGUGCGCGCAUCUGCCUUCUUGUGUGCCUGUUUGUGUGUUUUGCGGAUGUGGGAGUAGAGCGAGGAGGGGGGUUGGUGGCUGUUGAUGUGCAAAUGUGCAUCAUGUUGAAGGGCUGUGAAUGGGGAGGUGUGACGUAAAAAGGGACCCGAACGCAGGUGCUUAUCUCGAGGCUGUCAAAGGCACAGUAUGUCAUAUUCCUGGGGACUACCUUUCAAAGCCACAGCACCAGCUCAGCUAUCAAGAGACUGGGAGAAAAUCAAACUUUUUGGAUCACAGCACUAGAUAAUGAACUACAUGAUCACCUCCUGAAAGAUAACACGUGUGGAAGCAUCAACCAGAGUGGACAGUGUGGAUCUGGCAUCUUAUCCUACAGAGGGCUCAGACAACUACAAUCAAAGAUGGAUUCUGAAGGCGAGGAGCAAACCCUGAAUACAUGUACGAGUAGCACAGGGCUGGCCGACUGCAUCGCUGAGACUCACAGCACAUAUGGGUCCAUGGCGAGGAAGAGGAGUGCUCAGGAAGGGGUGCAGGGCGCCCCCGUCAACAAGAGAAAGUCCCUGCUGAUGAAGCCCCGCCACUACAGCCCCAGCGAGGCAUGUGAAGAGGAGAGCGAGGACCUGGCACCGCCACAGGACAAAGAAGAGCUGAGGAACAUUGACACUCCAGCAGAUGGAAACUUAAGUGCAAUCAAUGGAGUUGCCAACAAGAAUGGCUCCUAUGACGUAGCAGCAAAGUCCAGUGAUUCUCUCGGAUGGUCAGAAGUUACAUCUAAUGGCUCUCCACAGUGUGAGCCAGACACAUCUGAACAUCUGAUGGAUGAAGACGACGAGGAGCUCCUUAAUAAUGAAGAAGAAGACCAAAGUCAAGACAGGAUGAGCGGCACAUCAUCACCACAGACUCCAUACGAAGACAUGCGGGAGGCUGAGUGGGAGCCUCUGUCACUGUCUGCCAAGGUGAACGGCUCAGGCUGCAGUCCCUCCAGAGCCUCCGAAGAUCUUUCAGGCAGGAACGGCCACAUGAAAGAAGAGCCUCACUCUGAAUUAGCUGGUCUGAUGGGUAGUAGGGCGAGUAUUUUUCAGGCUGAGGCUCUAAGAUACAGGCCGCUCCCUACAGAGGAGGACAGUGAGGGGGAGGCGGAGGCGGAGAGGCCACCCCGGCUGGACGGCUGGGCUCUGGGCCUCCACGAGAGAGGCCUGGAAAUGAGCCGAGGGAGGUUGAACUUCAGCCUGUUGGAGCAGGCUAUAGCUCUGCAGACAGAGCAAAGACAGGUCCUACACCAUGCCUACAGGGAGAUGGACCGGUUCCUCAUGGAGCAGAUGACCAAUGAUAGAAGGCACCAUAGAAUGAUGGACAUGGACAGUAGACUCAACUAUCAUGGGGGGAAAGAUUCUCCACGUACAGAUAAAAAGGAUAUAAAGUGCCCAACCCCUGGCUGCGAUGGCACCGGUCACGUGACCGGCCUGUACCCACACCACAGGAGUUUGUCUGGGUGUCCUCAUAAAGUCCGAGUUCCUCCGGAGAUCCUCGCCAUGCAUGAGAACGUCCUCAAGUGCCCUACACCCGGGUGCACAGGAAGAGGCCAUGUCAACAGCAACCGUAGCACCCACCGGAGUCUCUCAGGCUGCCCCAUCGCUGCUGCAGUCAAGGUCUCCAAACCUCAGGACGAGAGCCUGAAAUGCAGACAAACACCUGACCGCUCACCAAGGGCCAUCGGCUUGAUAAAGAAGUUCGAGAUGAACCAGAUGAACUACAGGCUCUCUCAUCCAGUAGCAGCCUUGCAAACAAGCCUCACAAAAGACAUGGACAAGUACAGCAGAAUCCGCUUUGAUUACGCCAGCUUUGAUGCACAGGUCUUCGGCAAACAGCCUCUGAUGGGGAACAGCCAGGACCAGGAAAUGUCACAUUUCCCUGACUCACCUCAGCAGUAUCCUGGCUUCCUCGGUGCUCCAGGUGGCCGCUUGCCCACCUCUGGUCAGCACAGCCCUCCGAGUCAAUUUAAAAAAGAAGACGGCCUCCAAGCCACAGCGGCGACCGCCGCCAUCCUUAACCUCUCCACUCGCUACCGGAAGAACAUGGAGGCUGUCGCCGGUCGGCCCUUGGCAACCUCCACAAAGGACAUGCUCAUAGAGGUGGAUGAAAAUGGCACCCUGGAUUUGAGUAUGAAGAAGUGCAAGGAAAAUGUCAAAUCCCAGACAAAAACACCUUUGGACGACCCGCUGUCCCCUUCUGAGUCCACUAUGGCCAAAGGCGGGAGCGUGCUCAUCAGCCCCGCCUUCUACCAGCCGCUGUGUGAGAGAGACAGCUGGGAGAGCCCCAUCCCCAUCAACUUCAGCAAACAACACGUUUUACAGGACGCAGAGGAGGAUUACGAUCAUGUCUCCUUGGAGGAUCAACACUAUCAAGGAGACGGCAGCAUGUUGAGUCCCAAAGCCAAGCUGCUAUUACGAGAUUCAAAGAAAGAGCUUUUGAGCUGUCCGACCCCAGGCUGUGACGGCAGCGGCCAUGUGACGGGGAAUUAUGCAUCACAUCGGAGUGUGUCUGGAUGUCCCCUGGCUGACAAAACACUCAAAUCACUGAUGGCAGCCAACUCUCAGGAACUAAAGUGCCCAACACCUGGUUGUGAUGGAUCUGGACAUGUGACUGGGAACUAUGCUUCGCACAGAAGCUUGUCAGGAUGUCCACGUGCCAGAAAGGGAGGUUUGAAGCUCACACCAAGCAAGGAUGACAAGGAUGAGCAAGAGCUUAAGUGUCCAGUAAUUGGAUGUGACGGACAGGGCCAUAUAUCGGGAAAAUACACAUCCCAUCGCAGUGCAGGCAGUUGUCCACUUGCUGCCAAAAGACAGAAGGAGUCGUCCAUCAAUGGGCUGCCCUUUGCCUGGAAGGCCAAUAAACAGGAACUGCCCCAUUGUCCCUUGCCUGGCUGCAAUGGCCUUGGACAUGCCAAUAAUGUGUUUGCCACUCACAGAAGCUUGUCGGGUUGCCCACUGAACGCACAGAGCAUCAAGAAAAAGCACUCAGAAGAAGAGAUGAUGACUAUCAAACUGAAAGCCAGCAGUGGUGUUGAAAACAAAGAAGACAUUCAACAUUUGGAUCAUGAAAUUGAGGAACUGAAUGAAUCUAACAUGAAAAUAGAAGCAGAUAUGAUGCAACUUCAAACCCAGCAGAUAUCGUCUAUGGAAUGUAACCUGAAGACAAUUGAAGAGGAGAACAAGAUGAUCGAACAGCACAACGACAGCCUUCUGAAGGAGCUCGCCCGCCUUAGCCAAGCUCUCAUUAACAGUCUAACAGACAUUCAGCUGCCUCAAAUGGGACCCAUCAGUGAGCAUAAUUUUGAAGCCUAUGUGAACACAUUAACUGAUAUGUACAACAACUCGGAGCAUGAAUACUCUCCAGAGUGCAAGGCCCUCUUGGAUAAUAUCAAACAGGCUAUUAAGGGCAUCCAUGUUUAAGCUGUAGAGCUACCAAGAGGUUUCUUUGACUUGGGAUAAUGGCACUAGAUAGCUCUAUUUUACUGAAGAGUGCUGGCUGACUGCAUGUAUAAGACGAGGCUUUUGGAAAUGUGUUUGGCAUUUCCCGGUAAAUACACUGCACUGAGAAAAUUACCAGCCAGAUUUGUAAUGCUUUUACUGUUUCUGCAUUCACUUGAUAUGUUUAUCCUGGUGAGAUUUUUACCCCUCUUGCACUUAAUUAUUUUGUAUGGUUUGCUUGAUUUUAAUCUGUAUGUGUUCAUGUCAUUCUUAUAUUAUCGCUAUUUAUUAUUAUAUUUGCUCAUCAGUGUAUUUAUUUCCUCGAUUUUUAUUUAUUUCUAGAAUUGUAAAUGCUUAAUAUUUGAGAAAUCUGUUUGACUUUCUGCACAUUGUAAAUUACAUAGAAGCACAUUCCAAUUUCAUGGCAUACUUUCGCCAUCUAGUGUUGAAAAGCGUAUAUUAUUAUUAGACCAUAAGUUGGAUCUCCCUUCAAAGUAAAAACCUACCAAAACGACUAAGCAUCAAUAUUUUUAAGCAUUGCUUUUGCUUUGUUUAUUGGAAACUGAAUGUAUGGAAAAGACAAAGUGAACACUGAGAUCAAAAAAAUGCAAUGCAUCAGUACUGUACCUUUUUUCUUCUUAACCAAUAACAGCUGAAUGCAACCAGGAAGUGACACUGAGCAAAAAUGCAACAUCAUUCGGUGAACUGAAUGUCAGAUUCUGCUUUGCAUAGCGUGCCACAAGAGGAGUGCAACAAAAAUCAAAAAUCCACUUUGUCAAGAUGUCUUUUUUUUAAAUAUAGAUAUUAAACUGCCUUCUGUGCACACACUUUGAAGUGUGCAUAUAGUAUGUGCCUAAAUGUAUAUGAAUCCAUAAAAAUAUACGAGUACUAUGUUUUGUGGUAGGACAGUAUUAUGUGGAUGGUGUCUAAUUUAUGAUACAGUACAAUUAUUUUCAUAGGAGGAACUGUUCCUGAUGACUGUUUAAAUACCGUUGUCUCAGUAGCUGUAAUCUCAGAGUCAGGUUUUGAAAUAUCAACGACUGAGAUUGAAAAGUCUGGUGUUUAUUUUAACUUUUGCUAGCAUGGAGAGGGGAAAAAUGAAUGAAGGAGUGAAGUAAAAAAGAAAAAAAAAAGAAAAGAAACAUCUGCUCCUGUUUUAACUGCUUACAAGCCUUAACAUUUCAACCAGUCUUACAGUUUGAAUAUUCUUGUAACGCUUGGGGCAGAUUUGAAUAGUAGCUAUUUCAAAACCGAGCUGACUACCACUACAACUCAUGUUUCAGUUUCAAUCGUUAAACACAACAAAAAAAGAGAAAAAAAA
Molecule: messenger RNA, 6441 nt
Organism: Larimichthys crocea (large yellow croaker)
Lineage: Eukaryota; Metazoa; Chordata; Actinopteri; Sciaenidae
Gene: st18
Product: ST18 C2H2C-type zinc finger transcription factor
Exons: 22
Coding region: 2052-5102 (1016 amino acids)
Biological process (GO): regulation of transcription by RNA polymerase II
Cellular component (GO): nucleus
Molecular function (GO): DNA-binding transcription factor activity, RNA polymerase II-specific; RNA polymerase II cis-regulatory region sequence-specific DNA binding; zinc ion binding
Source: RefSeq, a predicted model, not a curated record